GAGGAGCCUAAGCCGGGUUUGUGUCCAGUUUGAGCUCCAUGGAGCAGUGCCUAAAUCAGAUGAGACCCCUCACCAGCAGUGAUUCCCUCCCCAGGAGGUUCCUGGACCGGAUCCUUCAGCUCAGCUUAGUCAAGUACCCGCUGAAGCUCCUCGAGAAAGCAUCUGCCUGGGUUGGGUGGGUGAUCCCUGCCAGCAGCAUCAGGAGCAAGCUCUGCCCCCCAUCCCAGUCCCCCGGCAGGGCUGGGCUCCUCGCCAGGAAGCGCCGGGGGAAACUCCUGCGCCUCCUGCUCUCCGUGACCCCCACCAGCGUCCAGAACCUCCUGGGCUACCUCCCCAUGGACUGGGGCCAGAGCAACGUGCCCGAGGAGAUCCGGGAGGCUCCCAUCCACCCGGACAGCAAAGCCAGCAAGAGGAAGCGGGAUGAUGUGGCUCUGGAGCAGCAGGAGUCCUGGCUUGUGGUGCUGGAGAGGGACUGGCCAGAGGAUGACUCUGAAGACCUCACAUACGAGCCCUCCGAGGUGGAGACGGACAGUGAGGAGUACCAGUCCCAAAAUGACACUGACCUGGAGCUGGAGGAGCAGGGUGAGGCCGCUGUGCUGGAGCCCUCGGCUGCCCAGGGCUCUGUGCUGCCCCCAGAGCCUGCAGCAGAGGAUCCAGCUGUGGCCAGCAGUGGGGAAGAGGCUCCAGAUGUGGCCAGUGGCGAUGCCCAGAAGCCCCAAGCUGAUGGGAGCAGCGAGGAUAUCAGCAAGCAGGAGGCUGACACAACCUGUGUUACCCCCCAGGUGGGGGGUGCAGAGGAGCCCCCAGGGGUCAAGGAUGGGCCAGUCUGGAGAAGGGUUAUUUACAGGAAUUCCCCGGGGGCAAGGGAAUUCCACAAUGGCCCCAUCCCAGAGCUGGGAGCUGGAGAGGCCAAGCUGAGCAAUGAAGGGGAUCAGAACCUGCUCCGUGUGCGGGUCGCGGUGACACGGGGACAUUUCCGUCUAGAAGGUGCAAACGCCGUGUUUGCCAUCCGUGGCACCGCAGCGCCUGGAAUCCUAAUCGCCUGCAAAGCGGCUCUAAUGGGGCACGCGGAGUGGGAGCAUCCGGGCGGCUCCUUCGAGGAGUCCAUGGAGGUUGCCAUGAAAGCCCGUGAACGAGCCCAGGGAGCCUGCCCCCAUCACACGGCUCCCCCUGCUGCAUCCUGA
Messenger RNA from Ficedula albicollis (Collared flycatcher), 1184 nucleotides. RefSeq lists its product as uncharacterized. The transcript has 9 exons. NCBI's taxonomy places the organism in Eukaryota, Metazoa, Chordata, Aves, Passeriformes, Muscicapidae. Bases 39 to 1184 code for a protein of 381 amino acids. The record is from RefSeq and is a predicted model, not a curated record.